AGCAGCAGCUAUUCCAAGGUGACAGACGGCGAGAAAGGUUCCAACUGCUGCAGCCAAUCAGCUGCUUCCACCUCCUGGGUCAUGUGAUCAGGAUAUCCUGAAGAACGGCAGGGACUGAGUCACCAUCUCGAACGGUGACAACAUGGUGUAUAUCGCGAACGGACAAGUGUUGGAUGGCCAGCAGAGAUCUCCAUGGAGGCUGUCCUUUAUCACAGACCUGUUCUGGGGAAUCACAGACUUUGUUGUCUUGUUCUUUCAGAGUAUGGUUCGACCUGACCUGACAAGAAGGGGGGGCUCGAGCUCCAUAUCAAGCUCAAGAUAUGAUGAUGGAAGAGGUCCUCCAGGAAAUCCAAGGCGUAGAAUGGGACGAAUAAACCAUGGCUCUGGCCCCAGCCCACCACCGAUGGCAGGAGGUGGAUGAGGAAGGUAAACGCCUGCUCCUGGAAGCAGGCAACAAGAGAAGAACAUGAAGCAGUGAAAGGAGCAAAAAGAAAGAGCACAUUAUCCUGUUCAUGGUUUUUCUCUACCUGUGCGACGCUCUGCAGCCUUGUAGACGUAUGAUGUUAUUCUGGGCAAUCCUUAUCCAGGAUCCAGCAUGACUGAUGAAGCAUAUGUAAAACUGUAAAUUUACUUUUUGUAGUACUCUGUGUCUUAUUUGACUGAAGUUAGAACAUGGGCAAAGUAUGAUCGGAAGGGUUGGGAUGCCAACUGUGUAAUCCCAUCGUCUACGACAUCUGAAGUGAAUCUGAAGAUGACUCUUGAAUCCGUCAAUAGCACAAUGCCACUUUGCAUGUCAUAUUAUUUAUUUUUUAUGGUACAUUAUUGGUUCUUCAUGUAGGCCUUACCAGCAUUGUAAUAGUUUCUGAUAUACUGUCCUAAUAGUGAGCCACCAUUAGGGCUGGGUGGUAUACCGGUUCAUACCGAAUACCGAAAUUUUUGUGCUGCACGAUAUGAAUUUUAACCUAUACCACAAUUCCGGUUUGGCCCCUCCCCCUCGGGAAAGAAUGAAUUAUCAGCCCAGCGCUGUGCUGUCCCCAUCAGGGAACUAAUCAUAUGUAACCCGCGAGCGCUGUUCUGCCCCCCUCCAAUUAUCAGCCCAGCGCUACUACUCACAUAUGUCACCCGCAAGCGCUGCCCUCCUGGUCCUCCUGUUUGUUGCGACCGCCGGCGCUGACACUCUAUACCAGUGGUCUUCGACCUCCAGAUGUUGCAAAACUACAACUCCCAGCAUGCCCGGACAGCCGUUGGCUGUCCGGGCUUGCUGGGAGUUAUAGUUUUGCAACAUUUGGAGGUCUGCAGAUUGCAAACCACUGCUCUAUACUGUAUCCCUAUGCCCGGGCUGCAAAAGGUAAACAAAAUAAACUUUAACUCACCUUCCCCGUCGGUCCGGACUUGCUUCCCAGGGAAU
This is a messenger RNA of Hyla sarda, 1408 nucleotides long. RefSeq names its product selenoprotein K (gene SELENOK). NCBI's taxonomy places the organism in Eukaryota, Metazoa, Chordata, Amphibia, Anura, Hylidae. Gene Ontology annotation, biological process: calcium ion transport; endoplasmic reticulum calcium ion homeostasis. The record is from RefSeq and is a predicted model, not a curated record. The transcript is spliced from 5 exons. Gene Ontology annotation, cellular component: Golgi apparatus; endoplasmic reticulum membrane.